Messenger RNA from Lotus japonicus, 1347 nucleotides. RefSeq lists its product as uncharacterized. Bases 137 to 1057 code for a protein of 306 amino acids. The transcript is spliced from 2 exons. The record is from RefSeq and is a predicted model, not a curated record. Lineage: Eukaryota; Viridiplantae; Streptophyta; Magnoliopsida; Fabales; Fabaceae.
UUUAUCCAACUUGGAUGAGCUGAAGAUGCAGCACAAAACAUCGUGUGGUGCUGGUUAAACAUCAUUCCACAUUUAUACAGCAUACAUAUUCCAGCAAACUCUCUCAUCCUCUCACACUUUGAGGAACUCAAAAAACAUGGAAGCUUGUUUUCUCACCCAUAGUUCCUUCAUCAAAACGCCAGAUCAACUCAUUCCUUCAAUCAGAGCCGGGUCUCUUGCAUACUCAAAGUCAAAGAGACCUUCCCAACAAUUCCAGAGCAGAAAAGUAGGGAUUCCAUUUACUGUAUCAUGUUGUCAAUUUUCAUCCUCAUCCGGUGAAGACAAACCAAUUGUUAAUGCUGAUUGGCGAUCUUUCCGUGCAAAACUGGUGGCUGGAGAGCAAAUUCUAAAGCCUGAGGUGCCUUAUACCGUGACUGAUCCAGACACUGUUGUGGAUCCUUCUCCACUCAUCACCAUUGGUGAUAAAUGGGCUCACAUAAUCCAUGAACCUGAAAGGGGUUGCUUACUCAUAGCCACAGAGAAGCUUGAUGGGGUCCACAUUUUUGAACGGACGGUGAUCCUCCUUCUAGCAACUGGGCCCAUAGGCCCAUCAGGGAUCAUCCUCAACCGUCCAUCGCUGAUGUCCAUCAAGGAGACGAGAUCAACGGCUUUCGAUGUGGAAGGCACAUUUUCCAAUAGUCCUUUGUUCUUUGGGGGACCCUUGGAGGAAGGGUUGUUUUUGCUGAGUCCGAAAGACGGCGACGGUGGUGGUGGCGGUGAUGAUGCGGUGGGGAAGAGUGGGGUUUUUGAGGAGGUGAUGAAGGGGUUGUAUUAUGGGGCAAAGGAAAGUGUGGGUUGUGCUUCUGAAAUGGUGAAGAGGGAUGUGGUUGGGCUUGGGGAUUUUAGGUUCUUUGAUGGGUAUUGUGGGUGGGAGAAGGAGCAAUUGAAGGAUGAAAUAAGGGCAGGGUAUUGGACAGUGGCUGCAUGUAGCCCAAGUGUGGUGGGCUUGGGGAGUGUUGGAAGUGUUGGGCUUUGGGAUGAAGUUCUUGGGCUUAUGGGCAGAAGGAAGGUCAAGUGAGUCAUGAUAUAUUAAAUACUAAUUGGAAAAAAAGAGCCACUACUGGAAAAGUUGAUGAAGAAUAAUUGGAUUAUAUACACUUAUACUUGUAAUGGAGGUCCAAAACACCUUGUUUGGAAUGCUCUGACAAAUUUGCAGGCAUAAGAUACAGAAUUGUUGCCUGAUUUAGUUAGACUCUUGCGAGGUAUAAACGUUGUAAAUUAUAGUUAUCAUCCCAAAUUCCCAAUUGUUGUCUUUAGUUGUUUAACGAUGUUAACUAAUGAAAAGAUCGCUCUCUUAAAUAUUGAAAA